AUGCUGAGGGCGGCUUCCUUUACGACCUGGCGCGGUCCGCCCCCUGAAGUGGGGAAAGACGCACCAGGAGGCACCGGUACCGACAGGAAGGUGGGGGCCGGGUGCGUAGAACAGGAACCAAUCAGGAGACAGUCCGGUGAAGGUCACUGGGAUGCACACCAGGAUAAUCUUGGAAAUCCAGAAAACCGGAAACAGGAAGUAGCAGAAGAUAGUCCAGAAAACAAGCCGUGGUCAGGGGAGUUCAGAGAGCAGGAUAAUCCAGAGUUCAAAGCCAAGGGUCAAGGGCAGAUUGGGGGCUGUCGGGGGCCCCGGGCUGAGGAGCGGGAGGAAUGCAGCUCGCUUGGCCGGAGUGGCGGUGACCGGAGCGGUGUGUGGAGGACUGUGGCUGCUAAAGGGAAGAGGAGAGCCGACAGCCGGACUAAUGACCGUCUGUGCACAGAAAGAGAAGUUGCAGAUGAAAAGCAAGAAAAGCAGUCGCUCCGAAAGUUACGUUUCUUGCAGUUUGCUUCACUGGAGUACGAUGGAGAGUUUUACAUGACACCACGGGACUUUCUUUUUUCUGUCAUGUUUGAGAGCGUUCAACGCAGGACGGGCAGUAGAAUCUUGACGAAAAAGGAAUUUGAUGCCUUGCUUACCCAGGCAGCUAAAGCGAAACCAGGUCCAGCAUUUUUCAGAGACUUGGGUGAUAAAGGCCUCAUCUCCUACACAGAGUAUUUAUUCCUGCUGACAAUCCUUACAAAACCAAAGGCCGGGUUCGAUAUUGCAUUCCAAAUGCUGGAUACUGAUGGCAAUGAACAGGUGGAAAAGAGGGAGUUUUUCAAGUUACAGAAAAUUAUGGGCACAAAAGAUGAAUUCAUGACCGCUUCUACACAGGAGACCUUGUCAGAUGAUGAUGAUAUCAAUACUACAUUACUAGUUCAUUUCUUUGGACGAGGAGGACGGGACAAAAUGCAAUAUUCAAAUUUCUACAGAUUUAUGGAGAAUUUACAGACAGAAGUUCAAGAAAUGGAGUUUGCCCAGUUCUCAAAGGGAUUGAACUUCAUGAGAAAGGAGGAUUUUGCAGAGUGGCUGCUUUUCUUCACUGACGAGGAGAACAAUGACAUCUACUGGCAGAAUGUGAAAUCCAGGAUUCCUCCAGGCGAAAACAUCAGCUUGGAGGAAUUUAAGAGCUUUUAUCAUUUUAUGAACAACUUGGAGGAUUUCUCCAUCACGGUGAAGAUGUUUAGUGUGGCCAACCGGGCGGUGAAAUUAGCUGAAUUCAAGAGAGCUGUUAAAGUGGCAACAGGCCAGGAACUAUCAGAAAAUGUGCUAGACACCGUUUUUAAGAUCUUUGACCUGGAUGGGGACAACUGCUUGAGCCACGGAGAAUUCCUGGGUGUUCUGAAGAACAGGCUCCACAGAGGCUUAAAGCAUGCCCCCCAACAACAAGGCUUUCAGGGUUACUUGAAAUGUGUCAAGCGAGAGAGCAUUAAAGGAGCUAAUGAAGCCUGGAAACAAACUGGAAAAAGCCCUUUUUAAAGCAUUUGUGUUUCUGUGUCCUGAUGAAAUGAUUUCUUUUUUGUUUGGUUUAUUUACUUGUAUACAGCAAUGUGCCAUGUAUUUAAACUGUGCCUUCUUCAUUCAUUGUUCCAGUGGGGUAUCCUUAUUUGUGUUCUCGGUGACUGUCUCUUAUUUGCUUCCUAUGUACCUGUACUCCACUCGCUACGAAGUUGAACAAACUUCUCCACAGAUGCACAUGAAGAACCUCCAGGGAGAAAUCCAGGUGCUGUACACAACCUGGCUCCUAAUGUAUAUGUACACUAACCCACAAAGUACACAUGUACCUGAGGGGAAUUGAGCUCUCUUAGGCCUGCAGAGAAUGGAAUACUGAAGUCAUAAGCGCUCCUAUGUUGAUAUAUUUAUCUGUACUAAGCUAAAUUACCGUAUAGGCUAAAUGCCACUGCAUCAAUGUUUUGACCAAAGACUGGCAUAGUAUUUUUUAGCACGUUCUAUUCCAUACCAAAUUGGCUGGACAUCAAUAUAUACAGUCAUACAUAUAUAGUCUGCAAUAAAAAGCAAUGAUAUGCUAUUACAAAUCAACCAAUCCAAAUCAAUAUAGCUGUUGCAAAUCGCAAACCUUAGCAAUUUUCCAUUGACCCCCAUGGCACUUCAGAUUCCUUACACUUGUUACCCUCUCUGAUUCAAAGCCCAGCAGUCUAUUUCUGAAGACACUGUGUUUCAGGCACUGCAGUCUCCUGCCAUCGCCUCAGGUUUACAGGGGUUGUGUCAGGGGACUUUCAGGACACUUCAUCUCAUCUAGUUCAGAUUCGGGUGUUGAUUAUUCCGUUCCAAGAAAUUGUCAGUGAGUGUUGCCCAUCUCUCAGUUGGACUGCUUUUGGAUGUCUCGGUUGUAUCUGAAUUCUAGUAUCCCACAAUAGACAAUAAAGAAAAGAUUUACAGUAAAAAAAAAAAAA
Messenger RNA from Rana temporaria (common frog), 2453 nucleotides. RefSeq names its product mitochondrial calcium uptake 2 (gene MICU2). NCBI's taxonomy places the organism in Eukaryota, Metazoa, Chordata, Amphibia, Anura, Ranidae. The record is from RefSeq and is a predicted model, not a curated record. Gene Ontology annotation, molecular function: calcium ion binding. Gene Ontology annotation, cellular component: uniplex complex. Gene Ontology annotation, biological process: calcium import into the mitochondrion; mitochondrial calcium ion homeostasis.